UUGUUUUGUACGAUUUUGUGAAUGAACGUGAUGUUUGUGUUUCGAUGAAUAAAUCUCCAGAGACUUAAUUAUUAAUUUUUACAAUGGCCAAUAUAGAUGUAUGCAAAUUAAUCAAUUUAUAAAUAGUCAAGGUUGUGAUGUUUACCCACUAUGGGAAAAUUCAGUACGUACAGGUAUUUAGAGUUAAAAGAUGAUACCUCAAGUUCACAUAUCAACAUAAGGGCAAGAUCUCUGAAGCAGCCGCGCAGAUUCAAGAAGGUGUUUAUAUUCCUACUCGUCUUAGCAUUAUGUGGCACAUAUUUGCUGGGUCUUUUCGCGGGCCAGACACAGUGGUUCGAUGGGCUUGCCAAGAGCCUGGGUUACGAGAGCGUGUACCACCACGCGGUGAUCAUAGACGCCGGCUCCUCCGGGUCCAGGGUGCUGGCGUAUAAGUUUAGGGUGCCGUUCACAGUAUUCGGUCAAGCAAAUUUGGACUUGGUAGAUGAAUAUUUUGAAGAGAGUAAACCGGGUCUGUCCUCGUAUGUUGACGAUCCUAAGAAGGGAGCAGACACAAUAGUACAACUAAUAAAAAAAGCAGAAUUUCUAACACCGCCCGAAAAGCGCAAAUCCACGCCACUCGUGGUGAGAGCGACCGCGGGACUGCGGUUGUUGCCGGCGAUGAAAGCACAGAUGUUGAUCAAGGAGGUCGCUGAUGCUAUUGCUAAGUUAGGUUACGAUGUUGGCCCCAAUGGUGUUGAGAUCAUGGACGGUUCGGAUGAGGGCAUUUUCAUCUGGUACACUGUCAACUUGUUGCACAAUCUCAUCGGCGGAGAAACAAUGGCGGCGAUGGAUCUCGGCGGUGGGUCCACACAGAUAACUUAUCAACUACAGGAAGCUGAUAGGAAACAGUACGCGCCGGGUGAUCAAUUUGUAGUGCCCGCUGGUGAAAACAUCACCCUGUAUACUCAUAGUUUCCUCAAGCUCGGUCUUCUAGCCGCUAGACACGGUGUGUUUAAACUAGAAGCCGGUGACAAUGAUACAGAUGAGUUUGUGUCAGUGUGCGUCGACCCCAUCGUGCAGAAGGAGAAGUGGAUAUAUGCCAACAGGCAGUAUAGCAUUAGCGGUGCCCCCCGUCCGGACGGCAUGAAGCGGGAAGCAGUAUACUCCCGCUGCGCGUCGCUCGUGUCGCGCUACAUCGCGCGCACGUUAGACCGCUCUCCACGGGCACCGCGCGGCAACGUCGCCGCCAUGAGCUACUUCUACGACGUAGCGGCGGACGCGGGGCUCAUUGACGUAAUGACCGGCGGUCGUGUGUCUGUCGGUGCGUACCGCAGCGCUGCUCGGCGCGCCUGCUCCGCGUCCAACGUGGAGCAGCCCUGGGCCUGCGUCGACCUGGCGUACAUUGUGGCGCUGCUGCAUGACGCGUAUACCAUGAAGGACGAUGAGUCUGUGUCGCUGUACAAAAAGGUGAACGGCCACGAGGUGUCCUGGGCGUUAGGGCUCGCCUACACUACGGUGAUGAACAAAAUAACCGCCGCGCCCGCCGCCUAGUGUGCGCCGCGCCUUAUCCGACAACUGUGCACCAAGCUUGCAUUUAUACAAUCUAUAUGAAGCGUUUAAAUCAACAUUCGUUGAAAACCUUCAAUUGAAGACUUGGUGCAAUCCAGUGAUUUUUUAUUCAUAAGGCUAUUCCACAGUUUUUUGUAAAUUUUUUGCACCCACUAUUAAAAGUAAGAUGUGCAAAACAGACGUCGUGUUUUGUUGUAAACACGUUUUAUAUGCAAUAUACAAAUUUUAAUUUACUCGGUUGUGUGUGUGUUGGAAUUUUUGACGAUGUUUUUGAUCUGUACCGACAGCAACGAAAUUUCUGCUGAAAUAUUUGCUGUCUGUACGAUUUGUUAAAAUACCUCUCGCUGUGAAACAUUCAUUUUGCCUAAAUAUUUUAUAUUAAGCAAAUAAGUCUAAAAGACACUGCAGUUACAUUUUACAAGCCUCUAAAAUUUGUGUUGUGAUAAACAUUAGCUAAUAUUUGUAAUUCAUAAAGUAUAAAAUAAUUUUAUAAAAGCCAAAUUUCUCUCGUUUCUAAUCGUCUUAGAUUAUAUUCGUUUUUCUACCAUAAAUUCUAAACUAUUCCAUUUUUUACACAUGGUAUAUCUUUAGAUAGUUAUAGACUGUAGAUAAAUUUCAUAAACACCAGUAUUUGUAUAAGAAUCACUAUGUAUUAGCUUCAAUUCUAUUAUUAUUGUAUUUAAUCCAUACCCACGUGAAAUUAUAUACAUAUUAUGUAUGAUCAUCAUUUAUAUAUUUUUAUGAUAUUAUAAUUCGUUAAUCGUCACAAUAAAUUCAUUAUUGAAUAAAGACACGGUAAAGACUUAUGUUCUUUAUUAUUUUUGAUUUGAAAUGUCAUAAUGACAUUUGUAAUGUGGACUUUUUAAUCUGUAUUCCUUAUUUCCCUCCACAGCAAUUUUGACAGAUUGCUGUUAAAAUUGCGGGACUCUUAAAAAAAACGUGUGCGUGUACUACUACACACGUACGAAGUGAAACUUCUUUAUGACAUUAUUUUUCUAAAAAAUAAAAUUACUAUAUGCAACUUUACAGAUAUACGUCGAAUCACGCGUGGUAGGGA
Molecule: messenger RNA, 2605 nt
Organism: Colias croceus (clouded yellow)
Lineage: Eukaryota; Metazoa; Arthropoda; Insecta; Lepidoptera; Pieridae
Gene: NTPase
Product: ectonucleoside triphosphate diphosphohydrolase 5
Exons: 11
Coding region: 151-1530 (459 amino acids)
Biological process (GO): nucleoside diphosphate catabolic process
Cellular component (GO): membrane
Molecular function (GO): UDP phosphatase activity; GDP phosphatase activity
Source: RefSeq, a predicted model, not a curated record